This is a messenger RNA of Amphiprion ocellaris (clown anemonefish), 1660 nucleotides long. RefSeq names its product olfactory receptor 2K2-like. The transcript is spliced from 3 exons. Gene Ontology annotation, cellular component: membrane. NCBI's taxonomy places the organism in Eukaryota, Metazoa, Chordata, Actinopteri, Pomacentridae. The record is from RefSeq and is a predicted model, not a curated record. Gene Ontology annotation, molecular function: G protein-coupled receptor activity; olfactory receptor activity. Gene Ontology annotation, biological process: G protein-coupled receptor signaling pathway. Bases 131 to 1117 code for a protein of 328 amino acids.
UCAUCGCUCUGAGGUGAAGACAGGAGAAGCAACAGUAGAGAACCUCCUGUUUAAUAUUUGUCCUGCAGGUAUGAUCUGAGCUCUGGGUUAGGGUUGUCAUCGCUGUUCCUGACGCCUUGUGGACAGUUUGAUGUUCUUGUCUUGUGCAGAGCUGCUGUGGAUGGAGAACCUGACGGUGGCGGUUCCUCUCCAGCAUCCCGUCGUGUUCGAGCUGGAGGGCUUCUUCGUGCCGCCGGGUUACGACUCGUUGCUGUUCGUCCUAGCGCUGCUCAGCUACGUGGCGGUUCUGCUGGGCAACGGCCUGGUGGUGAGCAUCAUCGUCCUGGACAAGAACCUGCACAGACCCAUGUUCGUGAUGGUGUGCAACCUGGUGCUGUGCGACCUGCUGGGGGCCACGGCGGUGCUGCCCCGGCUCAUGGUGCACUUCCUGACGGGGCAGAAGAGGAUCGCCUACUACCCCGCCAUCGCCCAGGCGUUCUCCGUGCACACCUACGGCGUCGCGGCGCAGACGAUUCUGGGUGCAAUGGCCUACGACAGGUACAUUGCGGUGUGCGAGCCGCUCAGGUAUCACGCCAUCAUGACCUCGGCUCGGCUGCACUGCUGCUGCGCUCUGGCCUGGCUGGUGGCGCUGCUGCUCAUCGCCGUGCUCUUCGCCUUCCACGCCAACGUCCCGCUGUGCGGCCGAACCAUCCGCCACGUCUACUGCAGCAACCGCUCCAUCCUGAGCCUGGCCUGCACGCCCACCACCGUCAACAACAUCUACGGUCUGUCCAUGACCUGGACUGUGAGCACAGGGAUCUUCCUCAUCAUCGCGUUCUCCUACAUCCGAAUUCUACAAGCGUCUUUGAAACAAGGCCAAACUGACAGCAAUGUUCGCAGUAAAGUCUUCCAGACGUGUGGGUCUCACCUCGUCAUCUACCUGCUCUAUGAAAUCGCCUCAGUGAUCAUAAUCUUGAGCUACAGGUUCCCAUCGGUUUCCCCGAACUUAAAGAAGUUCUUCAGCAUCAUGUUCUUCAUUGUUCCCCCGAUCAUUAACCCCAUCAUCUACGGACUGGUCAGUAAGGAGCUACGCAGCAGCAUCGUUAAGCAUUUAACCAUCAGCUGGCAGCGUCUUUAAAUGAUUAUAUCCCGAGAAAAGACGUUUUACCAUUUAACAUGACUGUAUGUACAUAGAACACAGAAAGUUUUGGUUGUUUUCACCAGUAAAAAUAAGAUUGUUGCGGAAUGUUGCUGCUUGUUGACAGUUUCGAGGACCAUCCGACUGACUCCUUGAUGUUCCAGCACACAAUUUCUAAAGCUCAUAACCCUGAUGGUAAAAUAACAUCUAAAAAAGAGAAGAUCUUCUGUGCUGACCAAACUGAAACCUAAAGCUGCUUGGAAAAAUUUAUUCUCAUAGUUUCUAAUUGUUUAAAAAAAAAACAAAUAGAUGCUUAACUUUGCAGCUUCAUUUUUAUCUGAUAGUUUGCUGUUGUUCUGUCAUAUUAUCAUCAUAUUUGUUGUGCUGAUGGAAAACUACACCAACAACAGCUUCUCUCUGCAGAUGGAAGAGUUAAAGGUCACCAAGAAUCUACAUGUCUAGUCUUUUUCUUGUUGCUUCUUUCCCAUAUUGUGAUUAUGGUUUUGAAUAUGAGUGUUUUUGUUCUGAUGUUCACUAAUAAGA